Molecule: messenger RNA, 1470 nt
Organism: Colletotrichum chrysophilum
Lineage: Eukaryota; Fungi; Ascomycota; Sordariomycetes; Glomerellales; Glomerellaceae
Exons: 1
Coding region: 1-1470 (489 amino acids)
Source: RefSeq, a predicted model, not a curated record
AUGGUCACCCUGAUGCCUUCCCAACUUAACGGGGUCGGGAUUCCCAUCCGACCCGCAAAGCAACAGCAGCAGCAACAACAACAACAACAACAGCAGCAAGACCACUCAAAUCACCACUACCACGGCGACUCGGCAGUCUACAGCACCGUAAGAACGCACAAGCACUCGCGCUCCUCAUACUCUGAGUCGUCUCCGCUGGCGGCUUCGAGAAACAACUCGUUGACCUUCCGCCCCUUCAAGCGUCCGAUGCCCACCCCUAACAAGACCAUUGCAGUCAUCAACGCCGCCGGUCGCCAGGCUGCCUCUUUCAUCAGAGUCGCCACCGCCGUUGGCUACCAUGUCCGCGCCCAGCUGAGGAAUCUUGAGGGUGUUGUGGCAACCGAAGUCAACUCAAAUCCCAACGUCACUGUCCUCGUCGGCGAGCUCUACACAAGACACAAGCCUACGCCCGACAACAGAGACGUGACAACAAACGGUCCCAUCUCCGGCGUCGGCGUUAAUCAUGACUUGAUCAACGAUCUCUUCCGCGGCGUCCAGCUCGCCUUCAUCAACACCACAUUUUAUGGAGACGAGUUCCAAAUCGGCAAGGCACUCGCCGAUGCUGCAAAGAAGGCCGGCGUUCAGCACUACGUCUACUCUUCCAUGCCGGACCACGCAGCCUACAACGCCGAGUGGCCGUCGCUGCCUCUCUGGGCCGCCAAGCACCAGGUUGAGGAAUACGUGCGCAAGAUUGAGCUGCCUGCAACUUUCGUCUACACAGGCAUCUACAACAACAACUUCACCUCCCUGCCGUACCCUCUCUUCUGCAUGGAGCUCAUGCCGGACGGCUCUUUCCAAUGGCAAGCCCCUUUCCAUGAGGAUAUGAAGCUGCCUUGGCUCGAUGCCGAGCAUGAUGUUGGCCCGGCCAUCCUGCAAGUUUUCAAGGACGGCGUAUCCAAGUGGAGGACGAAGCGCGUUGCACUGGCAUGGGAGAUGCUCACCCCCCGCGAGGCCUGCGAGGUCUUUGCCAGGGGUGUUGGGCGGCCCGUGAAGUACAUUCGGGGUCCCAUCGACUUGAAGGUAAAGAUUCCCAACGGAUAUCGCCAGCAGCUCGAGGCUUUGGAGAAGCUGUUCUCGCUGGGCCACGACGACCCCAAGAAACAACCCCCCUACUUUGGUGACGCCGAGUUGGAGGAAAACUGCCUUUCCCAGUCAAUGGCCCUCUGGGAGGGUCCGCGAGGUCUCGAGGAGUACGCGCAGGAAGCUUUCCCUUUGGAAGAGCAAGCCAACGGGCUUACGUGGAUGCUGGAAGAGGAAGAAGAGGCAGCUGAAGACGAUGCGGCUCCCGUCCAUGGCACGAACAUUCCCGGCGCUCGCCAGCCCGAGCAUGAGGUACAGCAGGAAGAAGAGGACGACGAGUACUCUGAGGAUGAAGAUGAAGGUCUUACUAUGAGAGGCCUGAAGAGAGACGAAGAGGAAUGGCUUGCUUAA